Suillus fuscotomentosus is the source of this 1545-nucleotide messenger RNA. RefSeq lists its product as uncharacterized. Gene Ontology annotation, cellular component: cytoplasm; membrane. Lineage: Eukaryota; Fungi; Basidiomycota; Agaricomycetes; Boletales; Suillaceae. Gene Ontology annotation, biological process: membrane protein intracellular domain proteolysis; regulation of response to endoplasmic reticulum stress. Bases 1 to 1545 code for a protein of 514 amino acids. Gene Ontology annotation, molecular function: metalloendopeptidase activity. The transcript is spliced from 7 exons. The record is from RefSeq and is a predicted model, not a curated record.
AUGCACCUCCACAGAAUUCAGUUAAAGAGGAUCAAAUCGCUCGCUACCUCCAUCCCAAGGAGUUUCUUUCACCUUCGCGUACAGACACGAGCAUUCAAUGUUCAUCAUGACACCAUUUCUUUACGUUUGGCCAGUAGAAACUACCUGCGAACAAGAAAAUUUUUGCUCAUGUUCUACGAUACUGGCAGCGUACUGGUUAUCUUUGGAAUGUUCACUGCUGUUGCUCUGCUCGUAUGGACUAUGGUGUCACUCCUGUCUUCCACUUUCCUACGAGUGACUGCGCCAGAUACUUCAGCGUCGUUGUUGAAGAGAGCUGUCGAAGUCACGACUCGCGCAACGACAUAUUCUAGAGUCACGCAUGCUGUCAAUCCAAUUAUCCCUGGCUUGACCGUUCCAUUAAAACACCUACCGCUGAUUCUACUCUCCCUUUGCAUCAGUCAAAUCGUGCAUGAAAGUGGACAUGCUAUCACUGCAGCAAUUCAUCGGAUCCCUAUGCUGGCGGCAGGAGCAUCUAUGACUUUCAUGUUCCCCGCCGCAUUCGUGACGUUGCCUUCUGCAAGGGUCGAGGAGUUGUCUUCAUUCGAUCGCUUACGGGUUGUAACUUCAGGGUGUUUUCAUAACCUGACGCUCUGGCUGAUUCUACUGGCUGCGGGCUGGUCUGGUAUUGGACAACGGAUACUGUUGGUAGGUUAUGAAGAUGUUUUUACCAGAGGGCUAAUUGUGGCCCAUGUCGAAGCCGAUUCCCCUCUGAGCAUGCAUCUUCCUGUUGGAUCUUUCCUGACGACACUUGACGAUCUUCCGUUGCACUCAUCUCGCGAUGCGUGGUCCACUUAUCUACUGGAACCUAAUCCAACCGUCUAUAAGCAGGGGUGGUGUGUGGAUGUAUCGCGGCUUAGUGGUGAGCAUGGUACCUGCUGCUGUGUGGAUACUGACAGUAGUACAUCAUCAUCAUCCUGUUUUGUGUCAUUUGAAAGUACGAUUGAAGAGUAUUGUACCGAUCCGGUACCCAUACUGUCAAAAAUGCAAAACCGAUGCGACUCCUCGAUGUCGUGUCUGGAAUCGCAGUCGUGCAUCAAACCGAGGGAAGACCGAGAUAUCUUACGGAUUACAGUGAAUCAUGAAGGGGCAGGCACCGAAGACGAGCGCAUCGUGCUCUGGAGUGGCCCCAGGUACGAAGUUUGGGAGCAAGUUCAAACAACGCAUCUCGCACCGCGUUUUGGCAUCAUACCCCUAGGACUACCCCUCGUAUUUGCAGAUUUCUUCCAGUACCUGAAGCUCACGAAUCUAUCAUUAUAUCUUUUCAACUCGCUGCCCCUGCCCGCAUUGGAUGGAUCUCGACUGCUAAUAAUUUUACUAGAAAUCGUCUUCACCAAAUGGUCUCAUACUCCUUCGACCAUGAUCGACAUCGAGGCACUGAGGACACGUGGAAGUCGUUCAUAUGAAAGGAGAGUGCAGCAGGUACUUCGAACCUUCAUAAUGAUCGGUACAUGCACGCUUUUGGGGUCGUGCGUCAUGCUUGGUAUUAUAGAAUGGAUGAUUGUAUGA